ACACACAGACGCCCAGCAGGUGAGAUGGAAACUACAGAAGAGAGAAAAGUCCACGUUUUUGAGAAGAGAGAAGCGACAACUUAGCAAGAGUCAACCACAACUGACCGAGAAGAAGUUUCAAGAGGAACGUGGAAGUGGAGAAGUGUCGUCUGAGUUGUCCCCCUCCACUGAAGUAUGAGUAUGACUUGUUGUUAGAGAGCUGACGGGGCAUCUUGUGACUUUUUCUGCCCAAGAGAAGAGGAAGGGAGAAGUGAAUGACAGGCAAGAAGCCAGCAGAGCGUGCGCCGUUUUUCCACUCUCUCCAGAUCUGACAGUUAUGAGCAAGAACGAGGGGAGAAGACCACUGUAAAUAAAGCCGAGAGGGACACAGCCUGAAGGAAAGUUACUACUGCAGCUCUGUUUCACCCUGGAGUUACUUCAGACAGUGGGGUUUGUGGACGCUUUUAAGACACGCACUCACAGAAGGAGUGUUUCAUUGGACAGCUGUGGAGGACAGGCAGUAUGGAUAGUGGUUUGUCUGCUCUGCGCUCGGAGGCGGUGGGAGCCAUGAGGACGGCGCUGGUGUCUGCUGAGAACUUACAGCUCAGUCUGAGGACGGGGCUCAGUCAGGAAGAACAGGCCCUCACACAAACCAAGAAUAACUCAAAGGAGGGACAGAAAAAUGGAAAUGAAGACCUUAAAGAGAUGUUGGAAAGCAACAAGGAGUCGCUCAAACUGGAGGCCAUGAAAAGGGUCGUUGGGCUGAUUGCCAAAGGAAAAAAUGCCUCUGAGCUGUUUCCUGCUGUCGUGAAGAAUGUUGCAAGCAAGAACAUUGAGCUUAAGAAGCUGGUGUAUGUGUACCUGGUGAGGUACGCAGAGGAGCAGCAGGACCUGGCUUUGCUUUCUAUCAGCACUUUCCAGCGUGCCCUCAAGGACCCAAACCAGUUUAUCAGGGCCAGCGCUCUGAGGGUUUUGUCCAGUAUCCGGGUCCCUAUAAUCGUCCCCAUCAUGAUGCUGGCCAUCAAGGAGGCCGCAGCAGACCUGUCCCCGUAUGUGAGGAAGACAUCAGCUCAUGCUAUCCAGAAGCUCUACAGCUUGGAUCCGGACCAGAAAGAGCAGCUGAUCGAAGUGAUAGAGAAGCUACUGAAAGACAAAAGCACACUUGUGGCCGGCAGUGUGGUGAUGGCUUUUGAAGAAGUGUGUCCAGACCGCAUCGACCUGAUCCAUAAGAACUACAGGAAGCUGUGUAACCUGUUGGUGGAUGUGGAGGAGUGGGGACAGGUGGUCAUCAUCUCCAUGCUGACACGCUAUGCCAGAACGCAGUUUACAAGUCCCUGGAAGGAUGGUGUCAUGUUUGAUGAGAAUAACGAGAAAGCGUUUUAUGAGUCCGACUCCGAGGAGAAGAAAGAAGAGACAGAAGCCAAGCCGUACGUCAUGGAUCCAGAUCACAGACUGCUGCUCAGGAACACCAAACCUCUGCUGCAGAGCAGGAACACUGCUGUGGUGAUGUCAGUUGCUCAGCUCUAUUGGCACUUGGCACCCAAGCAUGAGGUCAGCAUCGUCACAAAGUCACUGGUUCGUCUGCUGAGAAGUCACAGAGAGGUGCAGUACAUUGUGCUGCAGAAUAUUGCCACCAUGUCCAUUCAGAGGAAGGGAAUGUUUGAACCCUUUAUGAAGAGCUUUUACGUGAGAUCUACAGAUGCCACACACAUCAAAACACUUAAGUUGGAGAUCCUGACCAACCUGGCCAAUGAAGCCAACAUCUCCACCAUCCUGAGGGAAUUUCAGACCUACGUGAAGAGCCAGGAUAAGGCGUUUGCAGCAGCAACUAUUCAGGCCAUCGGCAGGUGUGCUACCAACAUCUCAGAAGUGACGGACACGUGUCUCAAUGGUCUGGUGCUCCUGCUUUCCAACAGAGAUGAGACGGUCGUGGCUGAGAGCGUGGUCGUGAUCAAGAAGUUGCUUCAGACUCAGCCCACCCAGCACUGCGAGAUCAUCAAACACAUGGCCAAGCUCUUCGACAACAUAACUGUCCCCAUGGCCCGAGCCAGCAUCCUGUGGCUGAUGGGGGAGUACUGUGAGAGGGUGCCCAAAAUUGCACCUGAUGUUCUCCGUAAGAUGGCGAAGACUUUCACUGCAGAGGAAGACAUUGUGAAGCUGCAGACGGUGAACCUGGCAGCCAAGCUUUACCUCACAAACUCCAAACAGACCAAGCUGUUGACCCAGUACAUCCUGAAUCUUGGUAAAUACGACCAAAACUACGACAUUAGAGACCGAACUCGCUUCAUACGACAGCUGAUAGUUCCCAAUGAGAAGAGCGGCGCCCUCAACAAAUAUGCUCGUCGCAUCCUGUUGGCCCCUAAACCAGCCCCUGUACUCGAGUCUUCCUUCAAAGAUCGAGACCGUUUCCAGCUGGGCACCCUCUCUCACAGCCUGAACACUAAAGCCACAGGAUAUCAGGAGCUCUGUGACUGGCCUGAAGUGGCUCCGGACCAGUCAGUGAGGAACGUGGAGGUCAUUGAGCCGAUUAAAGAGUGGGCCCCAGUAGUCGGUAAGGCCAAGAAGGCCAAAUCUGAUAAGUUUUACUCAGACGAAGAGGAGGAGAAGGAAGAGGAAGGGUCUGAGAGCAGCGGGAGUGAAGACAGCAGCAGCAGUAGCAGCAGCAGUGAAGAGUCUGGCAGUGAGAGCGAGGAGGAAAGCAGCGAAGAGUCAGAAAAGACGUCCAGUGAUUCUGGACAGAGCUCGAGUGGAUCUGAAAAGAGCUCCAGUGAGUCCGAUUCAGACCAAAAGAAGAAGAAAAAGACCAAGAAAACACCACAGAAGAAGAGCAAACCCGCUGCUGCUGAAAGUGACAGUGAUGAAAACGGUAAUGGACCUGUCCCCCAGGCAAGCAGUUCGUCAGCUGAAAGCUCAUCCAGCUCAGAGUCAGACUCUGAAGAAGACUCGGACUCAGACCCUGUCACACCACAGAAGAAGAAGAGUGAAGCCAAGGCAAAGCCCAAGGUGGAGGUGAGAUCGAAGAAGGAAGUCUCUUUACUGGAUCUAGAUGACUUCUCUCCUGCACCCACAAACGCACCAAAAUCUUCAGUCGUCUCUUCAAGCUUGCUCUCAGACCUUGAAGGUCUCUCUCUCUCCAAUGUCGCCUCCACCAUGCAGGUCACCACUCCAUCCUUCGGCCCUGUGAAAACUUACGAACUGCUUCACCAUAUGACAGGAAAAGGCCUGUCAGCCAAGUACCAUUUCCCCAGACAGCCCUGUUUGUACGAGCCCAGUAUGGUGUCUGUACAGGUCACACUGACCAACGGCUCGGACCACAGCCUGGAGGAGAUUCACAUAGGAGACAGGAGUCCAGUGAGCCUCAACAUCCACUGUUUCAACACCAUCGAGCGGCUGGAGCAAGAGGCCUCUGUGACGGUUUCCAUGGGUAUUGACUUCAGCGACUCGACGCAAGCAGCCAACUUCCAGUUGUGUACAAAAGAGGACCAGUUCAGUGUGUCCAUCCAGCCUGCUGUAGGAGAGCUGCUAAUGCCGAGCAGCAUGAACGAACAAGAUUUCUGCAAGGAGCAAGGUAAGCUCUUGGGCAUGAAUGAGACCUCUUCAACCAUCACCAUGGCAACAGCAAACACCUCCAGUCAGGCCAUCAACAAGCACAUCCUAUCGGUGGCCAACGUAGGAGUUGUUUCGUCCAGUCAGAACAACGUCCACAGGUUUGCCGGGCGGACAGUCAGCAGCGGCGCUCUGGUGUUGGUGUCGCUGGAGCUGAAGGAGUCGUCCACCGCCCUCCUCACCAUCAACACAGAGAAGAGCGUCAUGGCGUCCAUGUUGCUCCGAGACCUCAAACAAGCUCUUGCCCAGGCAUAGACUCCCCUCCCUCCUCCUUCCCUCCUCCUUUAGUAAAGGUAAAGGGGGAAACAGCACUUCAUUAAGGCUUUCAGAGAUUUUAUUUGUGAGGAUGAGGACAAUUAAAGCUGUACUGAGAAAAACCAUGGCACUUUUGGCUAAAAGCUGGAGGUUGAACUUGCUCACAGAGAACUGAAAGAGCACUCGUUUAAUUUUUUUCCAGUCGCUGCUUUUGUAAAGGAUUGUCGUAAUCUGCAGGAAAGUCUUUAUGCAGCUCCUAAAUGAAGUGUUGAUCCCCCAUUCAAACACACAGAAGAAUUUAUACAAGUGAUAAGAAAUUUAAAAGAAAUGAUUAGUAAUGCCUGAAUAUGACACUACCCUAUCACAAAAAUACAUUCAGAUCAUUUUCCUUAGCGAUGACUUUAAAAUUUUUCCUGGUUAUGGCUGUCACAAGUAAACAUGCCUCAACAAAACCACUGAUUUGACAGCUUAACUUCAUCAUAAUAACUGUACAAACAGAUUUAGUUAAAAGAAAAUGAAAGAAAGUUAAAUUCUCCCACAUUUUUACCCAUUUCUCCCCAUCUUUCCUGUCUAAUCCCCAUCCCUUUUGUAUUUUGCAUGACCCUUAAUAUUCCCCCCUAAAUCCCCUCUCUGAAAGUGCCUUCUACUCAAGAAAAUAAUGUUAUUUAGAAAACCAAACAUAUGCUUUAGAGUCAAAUCAUCGUCUUUUUAUCUGUAUGGCUUCGUGCUGAAAAAUAAAAACAGAAUUUAUUAAAA
Cheilinus undulatus (humphead wrasse) is the source of this 4596-nucleotide messenger RNA. RefSeq names its product adaptor related protein complex 3 subunit beta 1a (gene ap3b1a). The record is from RefSeq and is a predicted model, not a curated record. The transcript is spliced from 27 exons. Lineage: Eukaryota; Metazoa; Chordata; Actinopteri; Labriformes; Labridae. Gene Ontology annotation, cellular component: AP-3 adaptor complex; clathrin adaptor complex; membrane coat. Gene Ontology annotation, biological process: vesicle-mediated transport; intracellular protein transport; anterograde synaptic vesicle transport. Bases 502 to 3840 code for a protein of 1112 amino acids.